Messenger RNA from Dipodomys ordii (Ord's kangaroo rat), 842 nucleotides. It is a transcript of the gene Gsx1, whose product is annotated as GS homeobox 1. Bases 41 to 838 code for a protein of 265 amino acids. Gene Ontology annotation, biological process: regulation of DNA-templated transcription. The transcript has 2 exons. NCBI's taxonomy places the organism in Eukaryota, Metazoa, Chordata, Mammalia, Rodentia, Heteromyidae. Gene Ontology annotation, cellular component: nucleus. Gene Ontology annotation, molecular function: DNA-binding transcription factor activity, RNA polymerase II-specific; sequence-specific double-stranded DNA binding. The record is from RefSeq and is a predicted model, not a curated record.
AGUGGGCGUGCUGGCGGCGGGGCAGCCGCGCGCCGGGACCAUGCCGCGCUCCUUCCUAGUGGACUCCCUGGUGCUUCGUGAGGCCGGCGAGAAGAAGGCGCCCGAGGGGAGCCCACCGCCUCUUUUCCCCUAUGCGGUGCCGCCGCCGCACGCGCUGCAUGGUCUCUCGCCCGGUGCGUGCCACGCGCGCAAGGCCGGGCUGCUGUGCGUGUGCCCUCUCUGUGUCACCGCCUCGCAGCUACACGGGCCCCCCGGGCCGCCCGCGCUGCCUCUGCUCAAGGCCUCCUUCCCGCCCUUCGGUUCCCAGUACUGCCACGCGCCCCUGGGGCGCCAGCACUCGGCUGUGUCGCCGGGGGUCGCCCACGGCCCCGCCGCUGCCGCCGCCGCCGCCGCUCUCUACCAGACCUCCUACCCGCUACCGGACCCCAGGCAAUUCCACUGCAUCUCCGUGGACAGCAGCUCUAACCAACUGCCCAGCAGCAAGAGGAUGCGCACGGCGUUCACCAGCACCCAGCUGCUAGAGCUGGAGCGCGAGUUCGCUUCCAAUAUGUACCUGUCUCGCCUUCGACGCAUCGAGAUCGCGACCUACCUGAAUCUGUCCGAGAAACAGGUGAAGAUCUGGUUUCAGAACCGCCGAGUGAAGCACAAGAAGGAAGGCAAAGGCAGCAACCACCGUGGCAGUGGCGGUAGUUCGGGUGCGGGUACCGGCGGGGGCGCACCGCAAGGCUGCAAGUGCGCCUCGCUGUCCUCCACCAAGUGUUCAGAGGAUGACGAUGAAUUGCCCAUGUCCCCGUCCUCCUCCGGGAAAGAUGAUCGGGAUCUCACGGUCACUCCGUAGGCGC